This is a messenger RNA of Drosophila rhopaloa, 1176 nucleotides long. It is a transcript of the gene Gr36a, whose product is annotated as putative gustatory receptor 36a. Lineage: Eukaryota; Metazoa; Arthropoda; Insecta; Diptera; Drosophilidae. Gene Ontology annotation, cellular component: membrane. The transcript is spliced from 3 exons. Gene Ontology annotation, biological process: sensory perception of taste. The record is from RefSeq and is a predicted model, not a curated record. The coding region runs from base 1 to 1176 and encodes 391 amino acids.
AUGUUCGACUGGGCCGGUUUGUUAUUAAAGGCAGUCUACUAUUAUGGACACCUAAUUGGACUUAGCAACUUUGAAUUCGACUGGCGGACUGGACGCGUUUUCACAGCAAAAAGAAGCACAUUCUAUGCCAUUGCGAUCAAUGCCAUUAUUUUUAUGCUUCUGAUUUUACAAAGUACCAAGAAAUUGGAUCUCAAUAUGAUUAUCGGCAGGUCAAACAAGCUGGUCCAAUAUGUUCUCAUUAUUGUACUAGGAAUGAGGAUAGCAGCAGGGUUUUCCGCCAUACUCGUCAGAUGGCGUCAAAGGACCCAGAUGAUGCGCUUGACCAAGAUGGUGAUUCGUAUAUUUCUGCAAAAACCACAGGUGAUAAGGAUGUCCCGCUGGGAUAUUCUUAUCAAGUUCAUCCUUGCCUGCACCACCGACUUCCUCCAAAUGGCAAUCACCUGGAAUGCAAUGGGUCAUUCGGAAGCCAAUCAAAUUCUACCGAUGGUUGUGCAGUUUUGGAUGUCGGCCGUUAUAAAUCUAGCCACUUCGCAGCAUUAUCUAGUAAUACUUUUCGUUCGGGCAUACUAUCAUCUGCUAAACAGGGAGCUGCGUCAGGUGAUUGAAGAGUGCAAAGAGUUAAGUAACCAUCCACAGCGAAAGGGUGCUUUCAUGACCAGGUGUUGUUCUCUGUCGGAUCGGUUGGAAAUUAUAGCUAAGCUCCAAACUCAACUGCAGUCAACUGUGACUCAGUUGCAUGAGGUAUUCGCAUUACAAGGUCUAAUGGUGUUCGGCGGAUACUAUAUAUUAUCGAUAGCUACCGCCUACCUCACCUACAGUAUCCUUAAAAAUGGCUACGAAAAUCUGGAGAUGACUUUGGUAAUGAUGAUCCUGUCCUUCACUUGGAGCUUCUUUUUCUACCUCGACGCAAUCCUCAAUCUGUUCAUGACACUCAAUUUAAUUGAUGAUCACAAGGAGAUGAUUCGUCUACUGGAUCAGCGAACAAUAUUUGCCUCUCGAUUGGAUGUCCGUCUAGAAGAAACUUUUGACAGUAUGCAACUGCAGAUGAUACGGGACCCGUUCAAAAUAAAAAUAUUCAAAACAUUCACCAUUACUCGCAGUUCUACUUCGGUCAUGUUUGGAUCUCUAAUAACGAAUUCAAUAUUCCUUAUUCAAUAUGACUUGGAAAACUUUUAA